Molecule: messenger RNA, 6008 nt
Organism: Procambarus clarkii (red swamp crayfish)
Lineage: Eukaryota; Metazoa; Arthropoda; Malacostraca; Decapoda; Cambaridae
Source: RefSeq, a predicted model, not a curated record
GUUAUUGUAAAUGUUGAAAGAGCAUUUAAAAAAAUAAUCUUUAAACUGUAUAGUGAUUGUGAAUUUUUUCUUAGGUAAUUUACUCUAUUAGCUAAAAAGCCUCUCCAAGUAAGAUAAUAUAUCAGUGUUCUUAAUGCUUUUUUAUAUAUUUACAUGAAGGUAUAGGGGGAUAUAAAAAUAUUAUGAACAUGCGCACAUUACAUUUCUUGUUAAACUCACAUACACAAAUAACAAACCACAUGAGGGCCCAUUGUACCUGAAACUUGUGCAACGGCUAUAUUUGUAAGACAUCCACCAGUUCUGUGGGUAUAUAUAAUAAGACAUCCCUCAGUUCUGUGGUUAUACUUAUAAUAAGACAUCCCAAAUUCUAUGGUUAUUUUUAUAAUAAGGCAUUUCUCAGUUCUGUAGUUUUGUUUAUAAUGAGACAUUUCAGUACUGUGACUGUAUUUAUAAUAAGACAUCCCUCACUGCUGUUCCUAUAUGUAUAAUGAAACAUCCUUGAGUGCUGGAGCUUUAUUUAUAAUAAUACAUAAUAUUUAUAUAUGACAUAAGGGAGUACCAUCUCUGGCUGGAAGAGGACCCUUAGCUUCGGAGGAAACGACACACAACGCAUUAGAGGGAAUUUUUAGGUCCCCUCCUAUAUUGUUUCUGUUUUUAUCCUACCACGCUCUUCCUUUUUUGUUUGUGAUUUAUUAGGUAUUUAAAGGUAUUAGGUAUUAAUAUUAUAAUAUAAUACUGUAUAUUUUUUUAGACAGUUAAAUCUGAAAAACUUGCUACAUGAUUUUUGAUUGUUAAUAAAGUUGUACACAGACACUAACUUUCCUGCUGGUGAACGCAUGUGGAAAAGUGCAUUUGGAUGUUUGCUUUUGCACUUGCCAAUUCAUGGGAAAUGUUAUUGAGUAUAUUUUAUGUCUAGCAUAUUUUCUAAUAUAAUAAGCACAGUAUUAUCUUACUAUUUAUGAAUUACAGGUGGUUUACAUAUUGUAAAAAUUUUCCAUUCUCUUGUGUCUGUGACAUGUAAUUAAAUUACUUUAUAUUCCUACAAAAUAGAAUUAGAUUAUUCCAAUUGCCAGGCUGCGAGCAGCUGCGUCCAACAGCCUGGUUGACCAAUCCAGCAACCAGGAGGCUUGGUCGACGACCGGGCUGCAGGGACGCUAAGGCCUGGAAGCACCUCAAGGUAUUGCUUAUUUGAUACAGAGUGUCAUCUGUUGAUGGUACUCUAUACUGAGCUGGAUGUUCUAUACUGAUUGUCAUGUAGUAACUUGUAUUAUUUAUGCAUCUGACAGUCCAAGUGUUUUAUGCAUCUUUUAAGAAUAUUUGUUUUAGUAAUGAACAAAAGCUCAUCCAUUUUAAGUCAUCACGAAUAUGUAACUAAGAUUUUUCUCUAAUAUUUUUCAAUAAUACAAAAAUGUAUUUAGGAGAGAAAUACCAAUAAUAAUUGUCUAUAUGACUUAACUAAUGAAAUGUAGGAUAAUUCAUUAGACAAUACUUAGGGUUUUUGGAUCACAUAACUUUAGCUUAAAGGUAAAUACAUUUAUUUACUUCUAAAAAAAAAAAAUUUGAAAAAGUAUUUUCAACAAAAGGGAGUCUAAUAAAACACUUGAGGAUUUAUACAGGAGAGAAACUAUAUCACAGUUCAGAUUGUCAAAAAGACUUAUAAUGUAAAUGCUUUUCAUGUAAAUCAGGUACAGUAAAACAUAUGAAACAUGAUAGAAUUUGCAUUUAGUUAAUCUUAGUAAACUGUACAAAUAUUUAUUCAAAAGCAAAACAUCUUCAGUGUUGAAUGUUCAAAAUUAUAUCAUGAAAACAUCUUGCAUAAUAGCAUACAAAAAUGUAGAGAAGAAAAUCAAUAUUAAAUAUUCAUUGUCUAAACUACUUUAAAAAUAUAAAAAUUUAAAUAUGAAUACCCAUUCAGGAGAAGAGCCAUAUCACUGUAGAGUAUGUCUAAAAGACUUUAAAUAUGAAUCAUUGUUAAUAAUGCACAUGAGGAAUCAUACAGGAGGGAAACCAUAUCACUGCUCAGAGUGUCAAAAAGACUUUUCACAAAAAUCACAUCUAAUAUCACACAUGAGGAUUCAUACAGGAAAGAAAUCAUAUCCCUGUUCAGAGUGUCAAAAAAUCUUUUCAACAAAAGCAAGUCUAAUAAGACAUGUGAGGAUUCAUACAGGGGAAAAACCAUAUCACUGUUCAGAGUGUCAAAAAGACUUUUCACAAAUAUCAUAUCUAAUAUCACACAUGAGGAUUCAUACAGGAGAGAAACCAUAUCACUGUUCAGCGUGUAAAAAAGACUUUUCACAAAAAUCACAUCUAAUAUCACACAUGAGGAUUCAUACAGGAGAGAAACCAUAUCACUGUUCAGAGUGUCAAAAAGACUUUUCACAAAAAUCAACUCUAAUAACACACAUGAGGAUUCAUACAGGAGAGAAACCAUAUCACUGUUCAGAGUGUCAAAAAGACUUUUCACAAAAAUCAGAUCUAAUAUCACACAUCUGGAUUCAUACAGGAGAGAAUCCAUAUCACUGUUCAGAGUGUCAAAAAGACUUUUCACAAAAAUCAACUCUAAUAUCACACAUGAGAAUUCAUACAGGAGAAAAACCAUAUCACUGUUCAGAGUGUCAAAAAAACUUUUCACAAAAAUCAACUCUAAUAUCACACAUGAGAAUUCAUACAGGAGAGAAACCGUAUCACUGUUCAGUGUGUCAGAAAUACUUUUCAACAAAAUCACAGCUAAUAUCACAUAUGAGGAUUCAUACAGGAGAGAAACUAUAUCACUGUUCAGUGUGUCAGAAAUACUCUUCAACAAAAUCACAUCUAAUAUCACACAUGAGAAUUCAUACAGGAGAGAAACCGUAUCACUGUUCAGAGUGUCAGAAAUACUUUUCAACAAAAUCACAUCUAAUAAGACACAAGAGGAUACAUACAAGAGAGAAACCAUAUCACUGUUCAGAGUGUAAAAAAGUCUUUUCAACAAAAGCAAGUCUAUUAAAGCACAUCAGGAUUCAUACAGCGUAAAUGUCAAUUGAAUAUUGUGUGUCUAAAAGCUUUUCAUGUAAAUCAUGUACAGUAAGACAUGAAACAUGAUAGAAUUUGCAUUUAGUUAAUCUUAAUACAGAGGACCACUGGCUUUGUGAACCCCCUGAGGGAUGAGACCUGUCGGUUACAAUGUAAGUUCGUAAACGAGAAAUAUAGGAAAAAUAUAUAAACGAGAAGUGUAGGAAAGAAAUCUAAAGGAAAAAUUGACAGGUUCAUAGCAUAAAUGCGACAGUAUUUUGUUUGUACUUGCCAAGAAAAGAAGUCCUGAUCCACUUUUUAUGUUGAUCAUUGUUGAUGUAGCAUAGUUAUUUACAGGGAAGAGGUGGUGGUAGAUGUUGAUGGAGUUGGGGUUGACCGAAAUGGAGAAGAAUGGUGAUAAGGUAACCUCAGAUGUUGACGCAUUUGGGUCAACAUGUGAUGAGUCAGGUGCAGGUGAGGCAAUGCGAGCUUUCUUGGAAGCCUUUGCAAAAGACUAUAAUUGUCAUUUGUUUCAUUCCCUUUGAUCUUAUUUUCAGAAACUUCAUAUACAGAUUGUACUGAUUAGUCAGUACAAUUGUACUUGACUUCUGACUGUCAAGCAUCCAGUCACAAGUCAUUCAGUUAUUACCAGUCAAAGGCUGUUAGGCAUUCACAGUUAUGGUAGCAACCAGUCACAAUUUGUUAACAACAUGAGUCCGAUGUUUACAGAAUACAAAUGUGAUGUUCUCUCACAAACCCAAUGUACCUUCUUGUAUACAAGUAUGUCAGCCAGGGCAGUCAGUCAGUCAGUCAGGGCAGUCUGCAUCUAAGUCCACCAUCUGGUAGAAAGGUUGCAGAGAAUCUGGACUGUAUUAAUACCCGUCUACACGUGCCUUGAGGGCUUGGGGGGAGGGGGAGGCGGUAGGAUGUAGCGGGUAUGGGGAGCUGAGGGUAUUUGGUGUGACCACAGCCAGUCUGUGAUGGUCCGCCUGCCGCCCAAGCCCGCCUACCCGCCCGAACCCACCCAAGCCUGCCUACCCACCUAAACCACCCAAGCCUGCCUGAACCCACCCAAGCCCCCUCAAACCCACCUGAACCCACUUAAGCCCCCCGAACCCAUCCAAGCCUGCCUACCCGCCCAAGCCCAUCCAAGCCUGCUUACCCGCCCGGGCCCACCCAAGCUUGCCUAAACCUACCCACCCAAGCCCGCCUACCCACCUGAGCCUGCCUAUCUGCCCGAAACCCCACCGAAGUCCGUCUAAAGACCCCUCGCCCGAACCCACCAAAGUCUGCCCCCCUGAACUCACCCAGCCUGCCUGCUUGCCCACCAAAAGCUUUGCCUACCAGCCCACCCACCAACCCACCUAGCCCUCCCCCCUCUCAUUAAUGUACUCACCCACCCAGUCUGCCCACCAAUCCAUCCACACGGCCCACCCAGUCAGUCCGCCAACCCAGCCAUCCUCCCUGCCCAUGCACGUACCCACCCUGCCUGCUUUCCAGCUGGCCACCAAUCCAUAUACAUACCUACCCACCCAAAACUGCCCACCCAGCCACCCACCCGCCUGCUACCUAGCCUGCCUGCCAGUCAGUCGGCCACCACUCCAUCCAUAUGUUUUGCCCGGUCACCUGCUAACCCUGCCUACCAGCCAUCCCAUUUCCCCAAGACACCCUCCCUGCUCAUCCACCCACCAGUUAGCCAUCACUGACACAAUGCGUGCAUUAGGAGCCGAAAUGGUGCACGGAUGUUCCUAGAUUGUGCAGAUAUAUCCAAAAAGUCAUGGAAUGAACACUCCAGUCUCGUGACAAAUCAAAACAAUGGGAACAGUUGGCAGUGAAUCUGUGUCGUCACAGGGUAGAAGGCACUAGAGUGGCGCCCGACACAGUCAGUUGGUAAACUAGGCCCUCUGCUUGGCGAUUGACCUGAGUCCCCUCUAGCCGUGUGCGAGUUUGAGGAUUGCUCUGUCCCCUUGUCUCAGGGCAACGCUCAUUGUUUUUGCCUCUGUCAUGCUGCCUAUUGGGUCAGUGACACAUUCGACCCUGAGUCCUGCGAGCUUUGUUGCUUGUUUGUGACUUAUUUUUCCCCAAUCUGACGAUGACAUUGUCCCCCCCCUCCCCCCACCGCCUGCUACUGGCUCCUAAGCAUCUGAGGGCUUCGUGGUCGUGCCAGGGUUUAGAGGUUUCUGAGACUCGGGUGGUUUCGGGGAUUGCCCCUUCCAGGGGGGCGAUAGAGGCAUUCGAGUCUAUUCCUCCAGCUGUAGCUCCUGGGCCUGACCAGUGGGCCCAUUCUCUUCCUACUCUUUCGGCCGCCUCGGCCUUUUCUUGUGAGGCCGGGGCUUUGGAGGAUGACUCGUCCCCGGGACCUGACGUGGAGGUUCCCAGGGUUGGUGAGGAGCUGGCUUGGGGGCCUUGGGCCCUGUUGGAUCCCGCCUGGGUUUUCCGACCCUCUGAGCGGGGCUUACUGUUUCAAGGAGUGGGGGUUUUCCUUUCCCCCCUUUGCGUACGAGUUGGAUUUGGGUUCGGCUCUUCUCCGAGUUCGGUUCCGUGUCCCUGCAGGUUCUUCGGUUUCGUCUUUCUGGAGGUUUUCGGCUUCCCACGUCUCGUCUACUGAGGUGCAGGCAGCCAUUGCAGCUUACUUCCUGCACAACCCGGAGUAUGCCUCCAUAAUGGAUCCGUCUUCUUUCAGGUUUGGAUCUUCGUCUUCAUACUGGGUUUGUUGUGAGGUUUUUGGCUUGUCCUCUCCUGCGGGCUGCCCUUUGUUCUUGCUGUAUGCUUGGGAACCUUCUGUUGUACCCGCAAGGUUGAGUGGCAUGGGGCAUCUACUGUGGUCCAGGUUAACCUGGAGGGUGACUUUGAGCACCUUAAUGAGUGCCUUUUCGCUCCUGCCCUUUUUCGGGAUGUUGGCGUGGUUCUGCUUCAUGUGCAAGUUCCUUCCCUGUCAGCUGCGCUUGUGGCCCGGGCUGUGGUGGGUAUGUGGGCCUGCGGGCCACUCCAAGCAACAGCCUGGUGGACCAAAUUCU